CCAUAUUGAGUUUAAUUUUCCACCCCGCUAUUCUGCUAGUUGAUUUGAUUGCUGUGGGUUUUGGGAGGUUGUAGUGCUGCGAUUAAAACGCAGUUAAUCAAAAUGGCAGGGAAUCCUGGGUUAGAGCAGCUGAUCCCUAUAGUUAAUAAAUUGCAAGAUGCCUUUACGCAAUUGGGUGUUCAUAUGCAGUUGGAUCUCCCGCAGAUAGCAGUUGUGGGAGGGCAGAGUGCUGGGAAAAGCUCCGUUUUAGAAAAUUUUGUGGGCAGAGACUUUUUACCCCGUGGUUCAGGCAUUGUUACCAGACGCCCGCUGAUAUUGCAGUUGAUUAAUUCUAAUGCAGAGUAUGCUGAGUUUUUGCACCUCAAAGGAAAGAAGUUUGUCGAUUUCAAUGAGGUGCGACAGGAAAUCGAGGCGGAGACGGACAGAAUCACUGGCUCAAACAAAGGAAUUUCCAACAUCCCCAUCAACUUGAGGGUAUACUCUCCAAAUGUACUGAACCUGACCCUGAUAGACUUGCCCGGCCUGACCAAGGUGCCCAUAGGGGACCAGCCGGUAGACAUCGAGCAGCAGAUACGCGCCAUGAUCCUGCAGUUUAUCAGUCGUGACAACUGCCUCGUCCUGGCAGUCACGCCGGCCAACACCGACCUGGCCAAUAGCGAUGCACUCAAGCUGGCCAAGGAGGUUGACCCUGGAGGUAUCAGAACCAUCGGAGUGAUCACGAAGCUGGACCUUAUGGACGAUGGGACGGAUGCCAGAGAUAUUCUGGAGAACAAGUUGUUGCCUCUGCGCCGAGGUUACGUGGGUGUUGUUAACCGCAGCCAGAAGGACAUCGAAGGUCACAAAGACAUAAAGGCAGCCCUUGCAGCUGAACGCAAGUUCUUUCUUAGCCAUCCUUCAUAUCGCCACAUCGCAGAUCGCCUGGGCACGCCCUACCUGCAGCGAGUGUUGAACCAGCAGCUCACCAACCAUAUCAGAGACACUUUGCCCAGCCUCCGAGACAAACUACAGAAACAACUGCUGGCAAUGGAGAAGGAUGUGGAACAGUACAAACAUUUUCGACCCGACGAUCCUGCCCUAAAGACCAAGGCUAUGUUGCAGAUGAUCCAGCAACUCCAGUCAGAUUUUGAACGGACCAUCGAGGGCUCUGGCUCUUCGCAAAUAAACACACUGGAACUGUCUGGUGGUGCUAAGAUAAAUAGGUUAUUUCAUGAGAGAUUCCCGUUUGAAAUUGUCAAAAUGGAGUUCGAUGAGAAGGAACUGCGGAGGGAAAUUUCUUUUGCCAUCAGGAAUACCCUUGGCAUCAGGGUGGGCUUGUUCACACCGGACCUGGCGUUUGAAGCGAUCGUGAAGAAGCAGAUAGCCAUGCUGAAGGAGCCGUGUCUCAAGUGUGUGGACCUGGUGGUGGCGGAGCUCUUCAAUGUCGUGCGCACCUGCACGGACAAGAUGGUUCGAUAUCCUCGGCUAAGGGAGGAGACGGAGCGCAUCAUAACGUCACAUAUACGGGACCGCGAGCGAAUGUGCAAGGAGCAGAUCAUCCUUCUGAUUGACUGUGAGCUCGCCUACAUGAACACCAACCAUGAGGACUUCAUCGGCUUUGCAAAAAAAGAGACACUCCUUCAGAAUCACCAAAAAUUAAUUUCAAUAGGUGCCCAGCAGUCCUCGGAGAACUCGGUGAAGGCAGGCCGCAAGCUGGGCAACCAGGUCAUACGCAAGGGAUACAUGUGCAUACACAACCUGGGCAUCAUGAAGGGCGGAUCUCGAGACUACUGGUUCGUUCUAACCUCCGAGAGCAUCUCUUGGUACAAGGAUGAAGAGGAGAAGGAGAAGAAGUACAUGCUGCCUCUGGAUGGACUGAAGCUGCGCGACAUAGAACAGGGUUUCAUGUCCCGCCGACACAUGUUUGCGCUCUUCAACCCGGAAGGCAGGAAUGUCUACAAGGACUUCAAGCAGCUGGAGCUGAGCUGUGAGAACCAGGAUGAGGUGGAUUCCUGGAAGGCCUCCUUCCUCCGGGCCGGUGUCUACCCUGAGAAGACUACGGAGCAAGCCAAUGGUGAAGAGAGCGGCAACGAAGCUAGCGGUUCCAUGGAUCCCCAGUUCGAGCGGCAGGUGGAGACCAUACGUAACCUGGUUGGCUCCUACAUGAAGAUAGUCACCAAGACCACCAAGGACCUGAUACCCAAGACUGUCAUGAUGCUGAUAAUCAACAACGUAAAGGACUUCAUCAAUGGCGAACUACUGGCGCACCUGUAUGCGUCAGGAGACCAGGCCCAGAUGAUGGAGGAGAGUCCCGAGGAGGCUCUGAAACGCGAGGAGAUGCUCCGCAUGUACCACGCUUGCAAGGAAAGCCUGCGCAUCAUCGGGGACGUGUCCAUGGCGACGGUGACCACCCCUGUGCCACCUCCCGUCAAGAACGACUGGCUGGCGUCCGGUCUGGACAACUCCAGGCCGCCCAUGCAGCCCAUGCAGCCCAUGCAGCCCAUGCAGCCCGUCUCUGCCAUCACGUCGAGGGGGCCCCCGCCCCCGCCCGUGUCCGGCCGACCUGCCCCCUCCAUCCCCAACAGGCCGGGGCCAGGCGGACCCCCCUCCCUGCCCGGCAGACCCCAGGGGGCUGGGCUGCCCCCACCGCUCAUUCCAUCCCGCUCGCAGGGGCAGGGCCUGGGGACGCCCCAAGCCAUGCAGCGCAUACAGCAGGCGGCAGGCCAGGCCGCAGCACAGGCUGCGCUCGGUGAGCUCAAGGAUGCGUUCAGAAUGUCGGGUAGGCACUAGGCUUGCCUGCACGCCGCACACCGGAUCAUCCACAGAAGAAUUCUAAUGUUGUGUAAAUAGCCAUAUUUUGUGUUAAGCAGUUGUUUCGUUUUGUUACUUUACUAAGUGUUUUUGUUCCUUUGAAAUGUCACCUGUUAAUAUAUUUGUCUGUUUGUUUGAGGCUUGGAGUGCUCAAACUCUAUUAAAGUUUCAUGUUCCGAGUCAUUCAAAAUACAUACAUUUAGUAAAGUUGGGUAUGCAGUGGUGCAAAGGUUCUUGGUAAAGAAGGUUGAGGUGAUUGAUUAUGCCUGAUAACAUUCCACAGUCUAUAUUCCACAACAUUCCAAAACAACCACAACUGAAUUUUAACUCAACAGUUAUUUGUAGUGUUAAACACCUGAUGGUCCUUAGCCAUUAGAUUCUUGUUGGAAGUGAAUCUAACUCAAUUUUGAAAUGUUGAGCUGAAUCACCAAAGUUUAUGUGUUUAGCUUUUCGUUGUGUGUAGUCUCUACAGAUUUAAGAUGAACCUCAUUUCAGAGAUCCAUGUCUUAAUCAACAUUUUCUAAGAUGUCACGGUGUCUUUAAUAUCGUAACUCGCAGCCAUUUGCCUUUGUUACUUUCAUUAGUUUCUCUAGUAUGGUUGUGUGUGCCCAGAUGCAACUUCAGUUGUGUGUUCACUGUCAUUUAGACAAUGUUACCUUCCCAAAGGUUACUUCAUAUUACCGACCAUCAGUGUUUUUUUUUCUUUCUUUAAAACUAGUAUAAGCCCUGUAACUUUUGGAGGUCAAUUAACAUCUUUCCCACGUACUGCUUUCUUGGUAGUCACAGUUACACAGGAUGUGUAUUAGACUAGUAAGUGUCUUCAUCGCAGCUUCACCCAGCAAGUACUGAGUGUGUUCAAAUAGAUUAAAUAAGCAGUGUUAUUACGUCAAUGCUAAAUGGAAAUUGUUAGAUUUAAUUAAAUGCUUUACAUCAGGAGAUAACAUUAGUGCACAGUUACAUAGCGGAAGACUAGAUAAUGUAAUUGUACAAUACACUUGUAAAUAAAAUGAAUUUAGUUGUUGCUGAUGUAUAUUAUUAUUAAUAUUAUCAUUAAUAUUAUUAGUUAUAAAUGUGUAUAAUAUUUGUGAAAGGAAUAGCUGAUCUAUGAUAGUGCACAUAUACUUAGGACUUUUGUUUCAUGCCAACCUACUAAUUGGCAUGUAUAAUAGGUGUAAUAUUUGCACUGGAGAUUUUAGGUUUAGGUUAUUGCCUAGCUAUCAGUUCCAAACAAAUGUUUAUGGAAAUUAAAUGACGUAUCGUAUGUUAUUUUUUUUUACUUUGAGUAUUUGUGUAUUUAGGUAGUUUUCGAAAUAGCCAGGGAAAUGGUAAAUUUUUUUUUAUAAAAAUGUUAUUUUGUCAAUAUUUUGUGGUAUUGCCAGUGUGUAUUGUUGGUACAUUUUUUGUGGCAAGUUAAACACACAGCAGACCUGCCAACUCUCACGAUUUUGGUGUGAGGCUCACGAUUUUAAGGUCCAUCUCACGCCCUCACGCCAAAAUAGUGUUUCCUCACGAUUUUUCGGGGCCCCAAGAUUUUGUUUGUAAAAGUUACAAAACAAAUUUUACGAAAGCUUACAGUAACGAGUUUCCAUCAAUACUCGAGUAACUUAAAGGAAGCAAUUUUUCGUUUUGUAGCGUGUGCCGUGCUGAUUUUUCUAUCUCGCAUAGUGGAAGAGGAUACAUUGUGAAACAUGUCUCUACAAAAAAAACACAACUAACAUGUGAAAUGUAUUGCUUCCAAUAAAAAAAUUAAUUAAGCUGUGAACAGUGAUAAUACUGUUACACGAGCAGAAUGUUAUUUUACAUCUUUUUUAGUUGCGGCCCUGCAUGAUCACUACACGACAGCGCUAAAUUAUGUUCAACUAAAUUAAAUCUGUAACCUAUAAUUUGUUGAAAUAAAUUUUGAAGCAGAGACCAUGUAACAUAUGUACAGGUAUGUCACUUAAAUUUAAAGAUCCUCAUUUGUUGUUUUUUAUAUCUAACCUGUAUUUAUGGGCCUGAAAAUUUUUAUCGAGGACCUCAUGAUUUUUUAAAUUUGAAUGUUGGCAGGUCUGACACAGUGAUCAUCGAAAGAAAGGUUAUUUUCCUGUUGUUUACUGUCCAUAUUGAAUUCAGUGAUUAUAAAUAGAUUUUACAAAAUCUCUGUACUAAUGAAUUUAAAAUGUUGAAUAGAAGUUAAAAAAUGGGCUUCCAUUUACAAUCAACCUUGGCUUCUCCCUGUAUGUGUGAUGUUUGUUUUAUAAAAAGUAAGGUUGCAUUUCUGUUCUCUAAGACUUAGAUAUAAUGAUGACCACUUUUCUACCUUAAUAUAUUAAAUAAAUUAAUUUUUGUAGAGAAUUGCAAAUUUUUUCACCAUGUUCAAUUUUAAAAACAUUAAAUAGUCCAAAAAUAAACCAUUUUUUAUAUGUAAGCAACUGUGGUAAGGUUUUUUUUGUGUGUAUGUUUUGCAAACAGUAAUGCUUGCCUACCAGCCUGUCUGGACAGUGUAGCUCCAUAGCAUCAGUAAUCAGGAACACAAUGUGUGUAGCUCAAGGAACUGAUGAGAUUAUGAAUAUAAUUACUGUGUUAGUACUUCAGUAUGACGGUUUAGUUAAUCCUUUUUUGAAAAUUGUUGUGAAGAAUAGAUUCAUUAAAAUCUAAAGGAAACAUUUGUCCUUAAUGUUGUGAGUGGAUAUAAAAUAUAAAAGUUCAAAACAUGUGUUGAAUUCAUGUUGUACUUUUCAUGUGAUGGCGCCUCUGUAAGUUAUUCUUGGACAUUUGUCUAGUCUUAUUUCAUUAACUUUCCGGGUCAGUAGAAGUGUUGUACUAUGCUUAUGAGCUUGCUUUACAAAUCAACUCUCUAUUAUAUAACCCUUCAUGCUUUUUAAAAGGGUCAUUAUUGGAAUUUUUAUUAAUUUUUUUUACCCAUACUUAGACUCCAAAACACAAAAAUCACAUUUUCCCCCAUGAAGUCAGUGUUCAUCAUUUUCUAGCAAAAUUCACAACCUAUUUUAUUAGAUUAUUAAUUGAUUUUAACAGGCCUAUGUCUUGUGAGAAUAAUUAUACCUUACAAGUGCAUGUUUAUAUAACUUCAACUCAUCGUUUAAAUUAGCUGAAACACUGUGGACCACGUAAGUUUUAAUUAAUACGCAUAGUCCAUUUUCAGUUUUAUCUUGUAUUGGAAACAAAAGAUUUGUUACUAAAUGUUAAAUGAUAUUUCAGUCUUAUUACCUAAUCCUUGUUUCCUUUUAUGCUGUCCACACAGGGUUGAAAUUAGUUGCGUGCGUGUAGUAGGGAGCGAAUGUUAGGCCGUGUAGGCGGCCGGCUGCCUGCCUUCCCUCUGAUGGUAGGGUUUCCUGGGCGACGACAUUACGAAUACAGCCUGCCUUGUGGCUAGCACCCACAGGAAGAGUAUCGGUAUUUAUCAUUGUAGGGUUGAGAACCUAAACAACUUUAAAUUAUGUGCGUAAUUUGCAUUACAUUAUCUCGUGCACUGUGCAUCUUAUCAUCAUCGCCGCUGCCGCAUUCCCAUUCAUAUUGCAACGCUCUGUGGAAAAAGAAUUAUUUCAUGUGGAUGCAGUGAUGUAAAAGUUAAAAUUGGCAUAAGCAGCCAUAGUCUCUGGAGUCUCGAAUGUUUAAAGUAAACUUGUUACACGUAGGGAAACUGUGCUGAUUAUGUACUUAAAUGUACUUCUAAACUACAAAGACAUUGCGUAAACAUAUUCACUGAUGCAAUGACAUUUUAAGCUAAUGAAAUAAAAUUUACUUUUUUUUUUUUUUUGUCGUCGUCAUCAAAAUAAGUCACGUGAUUUCAGUACUACCACCACAGUGCUGGAUACACACACAAUCAGUUUUGUCCAUCUUUCAGCACACUAUUAGUCCAGAAUUUUAAAUCUCCUGCUCCUAAAACCGUAAGUUUUUCGUAACAUACAUAUAAUCCUUGGAAGCGUUCAACAGGAUGUUUAGGUAACUGCGGAGGGGUUGGUCGGGGAAAGGACAGGUGUGUAACAGCUGCAGCUCUGUGACUGAUGGGGGAAGGACAGAAUUGCAUGCGCUGCUACUUCUGGACAACUGGAGGAAUAUCUACCUCCUGGUGUGGGGUUGUGCGUGUGUAAAUGUUGAGAUGAACACAAUUAAUAGCACACGGUCCCGGUUGUCAUGACAUACUGCCUGGUCGGCAAUACAAGGAAAGUUGGCAGCUGCAGAAUCUUGCCGUAUGCGAACUAGUACAAUGCUCGCAAAGAGAAUUGUAAAGCAUAGAAUCCAAAAUACUCAACAAAGUUACUUUUCUGCCUAUUUUUGACAUUUUGACCAAUUUCCCCCCCCCCCCCCCCCCCCCCCAUUCCUCUCCAAUAAGUUCUUUGAGAGGGGUGUUAUUUCGGAUGUCAUAGAAUCGACAUUUCAUUGUACUGAGUACCUAAAAAUAAUUUUAAGAUCUCACACAGACGUUAAUAUAUUUUCUCACAAAAUCCAAUAUUUAACAAUGAUAAUGCUAUGUUUACUUUUAAUAUAAUUAUUAAAUUCUUAAUUAGUGGUGAUCAAAACAAAAAUUUCUUGGUCUCAUUUGGGAUUGACGAGAUCAAUGAGCUGUAAGAAUGAUGAACCUCGUAAGUUGGUUUUUGAAGUGUCAAUCAGCCAUCACUAAAAUCCAUUUUCUUCCAAAUCUUUGAUUCUGCUGCUUCAUGACUGAAAGGCACCUAUCUCAAGGUGUUAACAUUCUGGAAAGUCAGGGAGAAUCAGGGAAUUUACUUGAAAACCUGGAAAAAUCAUGGAUAUUUUCCAGUGAUAGUAAUUUGAGGAGAAAAUGUCAUGCUCCUAUCUGCCUUCUGUGAAAGCAAUUUUUUUUCUUAAUGGUGUUUUAUUGAAUAGUCAUACACAAAAUAAAAUGGUAUAUUGGAGGAUAUGUUCAAAAUUUUAAAAAGUGGAGCUAUGAGAAUUGUAGGUUUGAUUUCCUUAUUUCUUUCAGAAAAUUGCAAAAUAGGUAAAUUAAUAAAAAAAAAAUAUUUUCAGGUAAUUUUGGGAUUUUGGUCUGGUAAAGUCAGGGCAAAAUCAGUAAAAUAAAUUUUACAAAUUUUUGUGGACACCCUGUAAUCUGAAUGUUUGUGUUUACUAGUUCUUUAUAUAUUUCAUUUAUUUUGGUUGAAAUAUUUCAGUUUUCCUUUUUAUCAUUAUGCAAAAUGUAAAAACAUGAUUGUUCUCAAUCGAUUAAUUACUCUAAUUUUAUUUUUUUAAUUCAUUUUAGUGCAAGUAAAAUGAAUAAAAGUUACACUAAACACGCUUGCCAACCACUCGAUACACUGUCCGUCUGCUCGGAGGGUAGUGACCCAAUUGUUGAACCAGACUAAAACAUAAACACUUCUUACAACUUACAUUAUAUCACUUUAGCUAAAUGUAUUGUAUUAUCUGACUGUUCUCAGUUGGUAAUCGAGAGUGUUCAAGUCCUCUGAUGUUCCAAAAGUAAGUUACGGAUGUAGUGUUUGCUGAUUGCUGAUGUCCAUGGAAGGCAUCACGGAGAAAAACUGAUGUUUGCACUCUAGUUCUGAACCAGACUUACUUUUGAAAAAGAAUAGUGUGCAGUCAUUAUUUGUUCGUUUUAUGUUUUUACAAUGUUUAUGAUGCAAUAAGAUUGUGUACCGUGUAGGUAAGAUGCAGAUAUGUUUUUGAAAAAUCAGUGGUAAUGGAUUGAGAUUUUAAUUGGGCCAUAAUGCACGACUCUUUUCUUAAGUUGGAGGAUUUAUAAUAUUAUUUUCUAGAUUAUGACUUAAGAGUUGUAAUGUUUGCAAAUAAUUACACAAGCUUUGUUGAUUCACAUAGUUGUGAAAGUUGUUUUUAAAAUUGAUGUGCACACACUGAGAUAGCAAAAUGUAGAAAUAUUGUAAAUUGUUAAAAUGUACUGAAGGUUGUUGUUAUAUAUGAUUGUAAAUCUAAUGCCUCAUAAUCCCGUUGGAAAAAAAGUUACACUGAAUUAUAACUGUCAGAAAGUGUUUUAAUAAUAAAUAUCUUUCUCGACUAACAAAUGUUUUAUUGAUAUGUAUAGUAGUAGUAAAAAUACUGAUCAAUUUAUUCGUGGUAACUUAGCUAACCUGUAAAUAAUCGUAUAAAAAAAUUGUAUCUUGUAAACAUAUUUAUAACAUAUUUCUUUAUUGCUGUUAUUAAAUAUGCUUACAAGUAUUACUUGCGUACACAGUUACAUUUUGUUUUAGUAGACUGAUUUUUACUUGAUUGUUACAUCACAAGUAGUGGAAGAGUAGUUUGUUAAAUGGCAUGGAGUACAUUAAUUCAGUAGCUGCUGCUACCCUGGUAUUAUGGCUCUCACGGCUGUGCACUGUAAUGAUAACUGUGGUUGUUGUCAAAUAACAUAAAAUAUAGGCAUUAAAUGCUAAAUUUUCAUAUUAUUGUACUUUUUGUUUUGUAUUGCUAGGAAACUGGAUGUUUGCACAAAACCUAGCAAGGAUCUGGAGACCAGUUUUUAAGUGUGCUAUCAUAAAAAAAUUUUAUUCCUAUAGGUUACGGUAUCGUUUCAUCCCAGAAAAUUGCUGAGGUCAAGAUCAUAGUUUUACUCUUCCGUUACAUUGUAGCGUCAGUGUUUUUAUUAUGUUGCAGUUUUUUCUAAAGAAAAUUUUAGAGAUGUUCUGAGACACGAAAACUUUCAGCAAAGUCAAUCGAGUAGCUGCCGCUUGACUCAACUCGACAGUUGAGUUAAUUGUACUCUACAGGACGAGACUCAACUGUAUUUUACUUAUAACUUGAUACAUUUUCACAUGUCAAUAAGCAUAAAAUCACAUACCAUUAUUUUGCAAAGUCUUCACAGCGUAAUCUUAUAUUUACGUUCUCACAGUUUUAUUAAAGUACUGUCAAUUUGACAUAAUUACAUUGCCCAAAAAAGUAUAAUGUAUAUUCCGCUAUUUAAGUUUCUAAACACUGGAAAAGAUUCUAUUUUGGAAUGGCCUGCUGUACAUUAUAAAUGAGUAACAUAGCUAACAAACCACGAAAAGGAAAUAUUUUAAUAUCUUCUACAGAGGCAUUCGAUAGUAUCGUUGGGCACAAUUGUGAGUGAUUUUGCACGUAUGUUCGUAUCUUUAUUAUCUAGUUAAAAUGGCAGAUGACCUUAUUUUGUUCAUAACAAAUUUAAUGUAUUUUACACCUGAUUAAAUGCCAUAUUUUUAAGAAAUGUGUAGUGUGACAUUUGAAAAUGCCUUAAGUGUUAUUGUUUUUGAAGUCUGAAUUGUCAUUAACUAGAAAAUGGCAGAAGAAAAGGAAGUUAAUACCAAUUUAAAUUUUAUGAAAGAAUAAGGAUCUGGAAAGAAUAACUUGCUGAAGAGGGGUAGAAAAAUUAAAUACAAGGUGUUGAGGGGUGGAGAGAAGAGGGUGACUGCCACCUCUCCAGCAGACGGAGAAAGACCGCAUGGCGACACAGUGACGUAUUGUUUAUAUUCUAAUAAGCUGAAACACUUUACACAGAGACUUCAUUUAUGCUCAGAAUUCUACUGAGAAAAAUAUA
Bacillus rossius redtenbacheri is the source of this 10264-nucleotide messenger RNA. It is a transcript of the gene shi, whose product is annotated as dynamin. Gene Ontology annotation, cellular component: microtubule; cytoplasm; synapse. The record is from RefSeq and is a predicted model, not a curated record. Gene Ontology annotation, biological process: receptor-mediated endocytosis. Lineage: Eukaryota; Metazoa; Arthropoda; Insecta; Phasmatodea; Bacillidae. Gene Ontology annotation, molecular function: GTPase activity; GTP binding; microtubule binding. The coding region runs from base 103 to 2766 and encodes 887 amino acids. The transcript is spliced from 18 exons.